AUGAUGGGUGAGGGCAGCGCAACACCUACUCUUCCACCACCCCCAGGCACACCCGACGCAGCCGACCAGCCGAUGGAAAGCGCCAGGACGGACCCGGCGGUGGGGCAGGACAUGCCCAUCCCCCUCUCUGCCUCUCUCGGCCGGGUUGCCACGGUUCGCUUGGACUGGACUCUGGGAGUGGACUUCCACCGCGACUAUUAUGCACUGAUCGGGCGAGAAAGAGGAUCUGCCCCCAGACUAAUUGACCAACUCCCCGCUGCGACUGGCUCAUGGUUGCGUUAUCUGCACCGCCAAUGA
This is a messenger RNA of Penicillium lagena, 297 nucleotides long. RefSeq lists its product as uncharacterized. The coding region runs from base 1 to 297 and encodes 98 amino acids. NCBI's taxonomy places the organism in Eukaryota, Fungi, Ascomycota, Eurotiomycetes, Eurotiales, Aspergillaceae. The transcript has a single exon. The record is from RefSeq and is a predicted model, not a curated record.